This is a messenger RNA of Arachis stenosperma, 1012 nucleotides long. Its product is annotated as rac-like GTP-binding protein RAC13. Lineage: Eukaryota; Viridiplantae; Streptophyta; Magnoliopsida; Fabales; Fabaceae. Gene Ontology annotation, biological process: establishment or maintenance of cell polarity; actin filament organization; regulation of cell shape. The record is from RefSeq and is a predicted model, not a curated record. Gene Ontology annotation, cellular component: cytoskeleton; nucleus; plasma membrane. Gene Ontology annotation, molecular function: protein kinase binding; GTP binding; GTPase activity. The coding region runs from base 132 to 722 and encodes 196 amino acids. The transcript is spliced from 7 exons.
ACUAAAGUUGGUUUGUAACAGACUUUCCUCCUAGGUUGUUAACCUCCAUAUAAUCCACCCCAUUCCUUCCACGUUCUUUCAUUGUUUCAACUUCAAUCUUCUUCACAAAUUUCUCAGUUAAUAAGGUUAGAAUGAGUACGGCCAGAUUUAUCAAGUGUGUCACUGUUGGAGAUGGUGCAGUUGGAAAGACAUGCAUGCUUAUAUCCUAUACAAGCAAUACCUUUCCCACCGAUUAUGUUCCAACAGUGUUUGACAACUUCAGUGCUAAUGUGGUGGUGGAUGGUAGUACUGUCAAUGUUGGUUUAUGGGAUACUGCAGGACAGGAAGAUUACAACAGGCUAAGGCCCUUAAGCUACAGAGGAGCUGAUGUGUUUUUAUUAUGCUUUUCUUUAAUCAGUAAAGCCAGUUAUGAGAACAUUUCCAAAAAGUGGAUACCUGAACUGAGACAUUAUGCUCCAAAUGUGCCUAUUGUGCUGGUUGGAACAAAACUGGAUUUGAGGGAAGACAAGCAAUUUUUCGUUGAUCAUCCUGGAGCUACAAGAAUAACAACUGCUCAGGGUGAAGAAUUGAAGAAGAUGAUUGGUGCAAUCACCUACAUAGAGUGCAGUUCUAAAACACAGCAGAAUGUGAAGAUAGUUUUUGACUCUGCAAUAAAAGUUGCACUGAGACCACAAAAACCAAAGAAAAAACCACGCAAGAGAAGGACUUGUUUUUUCUUCUAAGUAGUAUUUCUUAUUCAGUUGUUCUUAUUAUAUUUCCAAAAUCAUUAAUAUAACAGAAUCGAAAACACUAAGCUUUAGUGUUUUUUAUUCUUUUACAUUAUUGCUGUGAAGAACAUUAGGCUUCUUUUUAAGUCUGGCAAAUGAAAUUUAGUACUGCAUUGUUGAAUUAAUUAUUUUCUUUUUUCUCCAAUUUUGGUUCCUCUGUAAUAUUGCAUAGGUCCAAUAUUUGGAUUUUGAAAGUGGAGUAUCCACUUUUGCAAUUGAUAAUUUUUUGUUUCUACUUUUUACUU